This is a messenger RNA of Alternaria viburni, 777 nucleotides long. RefSeq lists its product as uncharacterized. Bases 1 to 777 code for a protein of 258 amino acids. Lineage: Eukaryota; Fungi; Ascomycota; Dothideomycetes; Pleosporales; Pleosporaceae. The transcript has a single exon. The record is from RefSeq and is a predicted model, not a curated record.
AUGAUCCAGCAACCCAAAGACAUACUACGAGACCUGAUCAUAACAACGGACGGCCAAGCCGAGGAGCCGUAUUCCUAUCACGAAUGGGGCUACACCAUCUACCGCACAUGCUACACGCCAGAAUCUCAAUCGCAAUGGGAAUCUCUAAUCGAAGCCAUUCAGCAAGGGGUCGAAGAAUCCUUCCCUGGGUCGCAAGACCAUGAGCCACCGACAACAUCCCAACUCUUACGCUCCCUCUUACGUCUAGACUUCCGCUCCGAUGCUUCCCUGUACGAUGGUCUUACUGUAGAACAGCUUCGCCAGACCUAUCUCACUCCACCAGAAGAUUCAGUGCUCCCACCGAACUUCUACAGGAGCGAGCGUGUCUUCCUUGUCGCUGACGCGGACGUUUUGAUGGAUCCUUACUUUCUGCCGAAAGAGAAUGAGACACCGGAAGUACCCGUUGACAAUACUGCAAGCUACGUCGCAACUUCCCAGAGUGUGCAGAAAUGGCAAUAUCAAUACCACGGCUACAGCAAAUCCUCCAGUACCAAGCGACGAGGGCUCAAGUGUGUCGAGGUAGAUUACGUUGCUGCGGAUCAUCAUCCAAGGAGAAGAGGUCAGGGCCUCGGGGACCGUUACUUUGGCUGGUUCAUGAUGACGGCGGAGAGUGUGAUGGAGCUUUGGGAGGUGUUGCUUGAUCAGGAUGUCGAGGAGAUUAAACCUAGAUUGGUUGAUGUGAUGAUUUGUGAGUGUAUCAUGGCCUGUUCGUGUGUUGGUGGUGAACAGGUGUGCUAA